AUGAAUGGGUUUAAACUUAUUGAUAAGGUGCAAAAAAAAAACAUUCCACAACCUUCAAGAAAUCUUCAAGAAAAACUACAGCUGCGGUAUACAGAAAUUGCUAGCAGGACUCCGCCACCUCCAGCUCUACCCGUGGGUCCAAGUCAUAAAUUUGCCAACAACUAUUAUUGUUCACGUGAUGGACGCAGAGAAGCUAUGCCUCCUUCAAUUAUUAUGUCUUCCCAAAAGGUUCUAGCUGCUGGAGAAAACUUAGUCAGCUCAGAUUCAGCGGUUUCAAAAGCUACAAAAAAGCCAGUGGCGCCUGGAAUCUGCCCUCCCAAAUGGGAAUUGUCAAGUGAUCAACCAUACCUGUGA
Molecule: messenger RNA, 354 nt
Organism: Rana temporaria (common frog)
Lineage: Eukaryota; Metazoa; Chordata; Amphibia; Anura; Ranidae
Product: NADH dehydrogenase [ubiquinone] 1 alpha subcomplex subunit 7-like
Exons: 1
Coding region: 1-354 (117 amino acids)
Biological process (GO): mitochondrial electron transport, NADH to ubiquinone; ATP synthesis coupled electron transport
Cellular component (GO): mitochondrial inner membrane
Source: RefSeq, a predicted model, not a curated record